CAGUGAAGCAUGAUGCGCCAAAUACUGCUUUUGACUCUGGGCACGCUGGCUCUAAUGGGCGGCUUGCCCAACUUCAUGAAACACGAGGAUGACUUGGCUUACUGCUCGGGGACAGCCCCCUGCUCCCUGGCCUUCCUGUCAAACAACCCACUCAGCCUGCGUUGCCCAAGUGCUAUGGAAGCACCUGAAGACUCCGUCUACUGGCAGUACCAGGACCUCAGCCAGCCUCAAACCAAACCCUGCACCUUCAUCGGACCCAGGCACUUGAGGAUGUACCAUGGGCCAAUGGGCAAACUGGGAAGCCGAGCCAAUCUACGGAGAGGCUCCUUGAUCAUGAACAAGGCGGAGACCUCAGACACGGGCCUGUACCUGUGCAAGUCGGCUGACUCCAUACUAGCCGCCUACCAGGUAGAUGUGCAGGACUCGUCUCUGCUUUACGUGUCCCACCAAGGGCUGGGGGAGAACAUUUUGUCAAACCAGAGCCUGAGGGUGAACUUGGGCUCUUCCCAGCACAUGGUCCGGCUCUACACCCGCUGGGGACCAUGGCAGGACUGUGACCGAUGCAACGUAAUGGGGGAGCAGAAGAUGAUGGGCUUCUGUUACGCCAAGCUUAGCGAGAUCGACAAGAACGAGGAAGAGGACGAGGAACUGGAGGUAAAUGGAGCCACCUUGCCCUGCGGCCUAAUGGAGCUGCACAUUGGGCAGUCCUUGCCCCGGCGCGGCGCUGAGCUCCACUACCAGAUGUGCCGCGAGCCGUGCGAGAAGGAGGAAAUACCAACGGAGAUCGUAGCCAAUCUGUUGCCGGAGAUUGGCGAUUGGUGGUGGUCGGGUCGGGAGACUGCGUUCAACUGGAUGGAGCCUCGCAUGCUACUGCAGACGGUGUACCUCGACAUCCAUGACAACGCCCGGAUGACAUGCCCGGGGGCAUCAGUGUACACGCCCGUUCUAUGGCAGCGCGACUCCACAUUCAUCACCCGAGGUGGCAACUGUAACGGGUCCCACCAGCUGGACGACACCACGGGCGGCGGCAUCUACCAAAUCGAAAGCGUGAAGCCCUCCGACCGUGGCAUUUACCGCUGCUGGGUGCAUGGGCAUAAGGUCGCCUCCUUCCACCUCGAGACGCCCGAGCUGCCAGUAGUACACCGCCGCGUCACCCGGCGACUGCUCGACGGCAUGAGAAUCUUGGUCGGCACGAUCGCCAUGGUCUUCGUGAUUAGCGCCGUGGCUGAAACACUGUGCGCCUGCUUGUUUGAGAUCUACUAGUUCAACUGCCUCCUCCAGAACAUAAAGACCACAAGACAUAGGGGCAGAAUUAGGCCCACCUCCGCCACUCUAUCAUGGCUGAUUCAUUUUUCCCUCUCAACCGAAUUCUUCUGUCCUCUCCCCAUAAUCUUUUUUAUCAUUAUUAAUGACAUAUCCAUAUCCCAAGGACUUGGCCUCUCAUGCCCCAGGCCAUGGAUGACGCAGCUGGGCUGCAGCAGCAGGGGCAAAUGUGCAACUGGGCUGCGUUGGCUCCAGUGGAGCUGCAGUGUCAAGCGUUGAAUAACAUUGGUGCAUGUGGGCUGCUUUCGGGUAAUCAGUAUGCUGCAUGGUAGAGUGCCGACUGUAUUGCUGCUGUGUCAGUGACCAUGCUGCAUUGGAGCACAUUGGGAGCAAUGCCUCCACCUUCAACGGUCACUGCCCACUGAGCUGCUCUAGGGUUGCACAGAGCUGCACUGGACACAGCCCUGAGCGGCAUGCAUGUCAGCUUGCUGCAGUGAAGGGACAUAGGCAGAAGGGAGAAUACUCACACGGCUGAGCGUGGCCUCACCACUUUGGGGCUUCCGCAGUCAGCGGCACUUCCGCAAUCAGCGUGCCCUCAGCACUUACCAGAAAUUACGCAAUCAAGGCGACUUGUCCACUAAGCGGAGGUCACGAAAUGAGCGGGACUUUUGAACCAAAUACAGUCAGACUUAAUAAAGCAUUUAUUUCUUCCAAACACAGUUGGACUUAAUAAAGCAUUGCAGUUUCGAGCACAGGCAGGGCAGCAGGCACACUACUCAUGGCAUUGUGUUUAAGGGUUAACAAAUCAUGUAUUGCAAACACACGGCAGACUCACAG
Molecule: messenger RNA, 2100 nt
Organism: Leucoraja erinaceus (little skate)
Lineage: Eukaryota; Metazoa; Chordata; Chondrichthyes; Rajiformes; Rajidae
Product: protein FAM187B-like
Exons: 1
Coding region: 10-1263 (417 amino acids)
Source: RefSeq, a predicted model, not a curated record